AUGUUGACCUAUAAAAAGAGAAACUCCACCUAUAAAAGGAGACAAACUGUUGCAAGACCUCCAGAGAUUACAAUUAAUUUUAAAAAGAGAAAAGAUAAAGAGGAAGAAAAUACAACAACAGCAGCAGCAUCAACAACCUCUACUAUAACAACAGCAACAGCCACAACAACAGAAACAAAUUCACCAAAUUUGGAAAUUUCUACAGAAAUUCAAAAUGAACAACCACAACAACAACCAAAACCACAUUUGCAGGAACAACAGGAACAACAAGAACAAAAUGUUGUUUCCAAGAAUAUUCCAUUGUCACCAACAUCGUUGUUAUUAGAGAAUAGUUCGAAUCUGUUAACCAAUAUCAAAAUCAAUAGUCCGUUGUCAUCACCGACUUCAUCGUCGUUGAUUGACUCCAAUGAAGUUCCAUUUGGUAAUUCAUUUGUAAAUAUUCAACAACAACAACAAAUGCAAACUCCACAGACAAAGCAACAACAACAACAACAACAACAACAACAACAAAUACAAACACCAAAACAACAACAAAAUGAACAAAUUAAUAUAACUACACCAAACAAAAAUAACAAGUCAAAUACUACUACACCAGCUAGUAAAUCAAAAGGAACUGCUUCGAAAUCAACACCAGCAACUACACCAGUUUCCACAACCAAAAAGAUUAAGACUGUUCACAACAAAACUCCACAAAUGAAACAACCAGAGCCUGAAGUCGUACAAUUACAACCAACUCCAGUUCCAGCACCAGAACCUGUGAAAAUACUUGUUGGUAAAGACACCAAAGAUAUCCUUGAGAUUCUCAAACCUAUUUUAGAUCAACAACUUAAACUUUCAUCCUCUACAUUGAAACCUUUUUUGAGAGAAUGUUGUAAGAAGUUCACCUCUGAGAUUACAAAGAAGCAUGUCAUUAAAGAGAACAGUCCACUGCAUGUUCAGCAAUAUCAGCAAUUGGUAUCACAGCAACAACAUCAGUAUCAACAACAACUGGCUGUCUUACAACAACAGAUUCACGAGCAACAGCAACUGGAACAGCAGAACCUUCUUCAACAACAAAUCAACGAAUCGAUGAAACACUACAAUCGCAACGUCAAGGUGAUCGAAGUAGAACGAAGAAUUGCAACAAUGUCAUCGUUGAUUGAUCGUUGGAAGAAAGAAGAACAACAAUGGACUUCGAUAUUAACAGAGUUUACUCAACUUAAUCUGCAUACAAACAAUAAUAAUAAUAAUAAUAAUAACAACAAUAGUAAUAGCAGUAAUAAUAGCAAUAUCAUUAAUAAUAAUAACUUCAAUGCAUCAAUAUUAAAGACACCUUCAAGAUCUACUCGUACUGCACCAACAUUGAAUUCAACUGCCAAGAAGAAACCACCUCCUCAAGUAAUGAUGACUCCAAUGCACAGUAAACCAACGAAUCUAACCUCUAGUUUCCUAUCAACACUUUCUACACCUGCACAUACAACAACUACGACAACAACAACAUCCUCCUCAUCUGAAGAUCAACAACAACAACAACAACAAAACAAUGUUCAACUGGUUGAAGAUCCAAAUAUAGCAUCAAUAAGAGAUUCUAUACUUUCAAUUACAAUGAGAUUGGACGAAGUGGUACCAAGACUAAAACAAGUUCAGCAUACAACACUUGAGAUUCAAAACUAUUGCAAUGAUUUAUCGUUGUAUUUCCACGAUCAGUUGUUCAUGAAGCAACACAAGAAUAUCAAUCAGACCAACAAGUUAAUUAUGAAUUUAAAAUCAAUGUCGAUAGCAAUCGAAAAAGAUCAACAACAAUCAGAUAACGAUAAUGAAUCAUCACAACAAAACAAUUAA
Heterostelium album PN500 is the source of this 1821-nucleotide messenger RNA. RefSeq lists its product as uncharacterized. The transcript is spliced from 4 exons. The record is from RefSeq and is a predicted model, not a curated record. NCBI's taxonomy places the organism in Eukaryota, Evosea, Eumycetozoa, Acytosteliales, Acytosteliaceae. The coding region runs from base 1 to 1821 and encodes 606 amino acids.